AUGGAUGAAACUACACCAGGCAAUGUGCUUCGCCCAGAUCAUGGUCGAUCACUGGCGUGCUUCUACUGGACAUUGAUGGAACUACCGUCCUGGUUUCGGAGCCGCCACUGUGGCUGGUUUUAUUUCGGGCUUUUUCCUCUGUCGCUGGUGGAGCACGUAGCAGGUGGCUAUUCUUUCCUGUUUGCCUUCAUGGUGAAAACAUUCUUUGGCAAAGGAUUGCUAGCAUGGGAUUUCGACAGGACAGGCAUUUGCUGCAAAUCAAGUGGUGGAGACUUCAUUUUGAAAGCGCGUUUCGGGGCCCUACUUUCAGACGAGAAAGCAAUGAAAGAGCUCUGGUGCACGAAAGGUGCUAGUUCCUACAAGCCUUGCCACCUGUGCAAGAAUGUGAUGGGCCGGGUGGACCUGCCAGACCGCGGCUACUUGGCGCACUACACUUGCACAGAUUCAAGCCGCUUUGAUUUGCAUACUGCUGACAGUUUCCGGACUAUGGCACAGAAUCUGAAGCUUGAAGCUGGCAACCUGAGCAAAAAAGACUUCGAGCGAUUGGAGCAAUCUUACGGGCUUGUUUUCGACCCUCUUGGCAUCUUGUGGUGUGAAGAUUUGGGAGGCAUUGUCAACCCUGUAUCACACACCUACUGGGACUGGAUGCAUAUAUUGAUGGCCUGUGGUGGGAUUGCUCAGUAUGAGUUCAAUCAAUAUGCUAGGCGCCUUUGCAGUGCUGGCGUGUCCUUGCGGGCCCUUGACGAUCUUGCUGCGGAGAUUGUGUGGCCAAAGGGUGCUUAUUGGUCAAAGAAAUAUUUCCAAAAGCGUGUGGUGGAUAAAGACGGUGCCCAUUUAAAGGCGUUUGCCAAUGAGCUUUUCCAGUUGACGGACAUUUGGCGCUUAAUACUCCAGCUGGUGGUGCGCCCGGCUGGCAUCCUGGAGCUGGAAACCAGAAGUUUAGAGAGCAUGAUGAAAAUCAUUGACAUUUUGUCAAUGCAGGAAGAGGCGUUGCCUCUUGUUGGUGACUUGGAAAUCGAAAUUGCCCAGCACCACGCUUGGUUUCUAGAACUUUACCCGGAUUGCAACAAGCCGAAAACACACUGGCUACGACAUGUUCCGUCCUUGUUCAGGGAGUUUGGCUGCAAUCUCAGCUGCUUCAGCCCUGAGAAGAAGCACAAGGGAGUGAAGCAGCUGGCGCUUUUGAUUUCUGCCAACGUUGAGAAAGGAGUCUUGUACCGCGCAGUUGCAGAAAAUUUCUCUUCUUUCUCCAAUGAUGAAAAUAUGCUGCGCCCUAUUUUCCUGGAACGGGCGCAGGACAUGGAAGCUGAGUGGCUGCGGGCAUUCUAUCCGGACAUGCAAGAAGCGAAGGUUUCAAAGACACUGCGUUUUGAAGGUGGGCGGGUGUCAGCAUCAGAUAUGCUAUGGUUUCCGGCUACAAAGCACCUUGCUCAGGCAUCCUUCUUUUUGCAGGUUCGGCUUUUGAACACCUCUGAGUUCUUGAUCCACGGGGACUUAUAUCAGCAGGCUCGCCUUCAAUCUUUGCAAGGCUCGCCUGCAGAGACUUGCGCCAUGAGCGCCGCUAGCGAAGUGCCUGCUACUGCCACUGCAGAAGCUCUCCCCGAAUCUGCGGCCAGUGAAGCUACCGAAGCGGCUUCUCCAGCUGAGACGGCAACAUCUUGUGCAGAAACGCCUAGUGGCGUAGUUCCUCUGGACAAGGUGGAGACCGGCCCUGGACUUCCAGCAGAAAAUUUGUGUCCCACCUGCAGGAAGCCUGUCUCUGAGGAGAAUGGUGUGGUUGUGGCACGGGCAGUGGGGAAGACAGAGCAGGCGGGACCGGACCUUCUGACCAGGCUCCAGGAGACAGUGACGGAAAGCAAGAAGACCAGCAGCGCCGUCUCCUUCGAGGGCACCGGCGAUUUCCUGGACGAGAUAGAUUUGGAGGAGAAGUACAGGAACAAGCCAGAUCAAUUGGCCGCUAUUAAGGCCAACACCCGGACCUACUUCUGUCCAGUUCGACAGGUGCAGCUUUUCGAGGAUGUGAAAUAUAAGCGCACGGCUGUGGAGACCGAGGAGUACGCGAAGGUGCAGAAGCGCAAGAGGCAAUCAAUUCCUCUUGAACAAGGUGAACGUGAUGAGACGGCUGCAGAUUCGAGCCAAUGCAAGAAGGGCAAGAAAGAAGCAGCCAAAAGUGAGCUGCCGAAGUUGAAGGCUGGAGGCAAGAAAAAGAUUUCCAAGAAAGUGGAACUGAUGAACGCAAAGAAGCUGCAGCUGAUGGAUUGGAACUGCAAAGCGCGUGGUGACAAAGUCAAAGACUUGGUGCCUGGCUAUGUCGUGAAGGCUUCCACAAAGCUGGUGGAUGACGCUGUGGCCUUUGGGGUUGAAUGCGACAGCAUUCUUGAAAGUGGCCAUGGCGACGCAGAUGAGGUCAUCAAGAAGGCAGACUCUUUCAUGGAGCAGCUGACAGAGAUGAUGGGCUGCGUCAAGUGCCAAGUGGAUCAGGCGCAUGCUUUUGUUGCCACUGGUGCGAGCGGCCAGGAGUGUGGAGGCUCGCCCCAGCUGCAGACAUGCGACGGCUCGCCCCAAAGAAAGCGAAGGAGCGGAGGUGAAGAAGCGCCGCGCAAGCAGCCACGCAGCUCCAAAGAUUUAUCCCCUGUUUCAAUGGGCGCUGAAACUUUGACCCUCGACUUUUGGGAAGACAGAGACAUAGAGGUGGGCGAGGACACCCAGCAAUUCCCUGAGAAUCCAUCGAUCGACUAUGAGCUUGCAUACACAGACUGGAUGUUGUCCCAGUUGUCUGAAAAGGAUGGCACGUGCAAGUGCAAAUGGGUAACCCAUGGCACUCGCUGGCAUCGAUGGGUUUGCUUUGGCAUCGAUGGGUUUGCUUUCUCUGCAAAUAUCCGGGACCCCAAUGAGGCUGCGGGGGCAGUCCUAGCCAUCCACAUUAGCAAUGGGCUGUCAUGCUGCGGAAUAGACGGUGCUGGUUGGUCACUCCGAGCUAUGGGGGUGCCCUUUACACCAAACAACGUAUACGACCUGGAGACGCGAUACAAGGAGUACUGGCAGGGCAUGGUUGAAGAAGGCUCGCCUCUUCAUUUCGGAAAGCACAAUGGUGACAUUGUCCAGGUCCAGCUGUCGGACUUGGAGCGCCCGGUGCAUGUGCUUUGCAGUGGCCCGCCAUGCCCGCCUUGGGCAGGAAAUGGCAACAAGAAAGGUGUGGAAGACUUCCGAGCAAAAGCUUUUCUGGCUAUUGUGAAUAUAGUGGCUUCGCUAGCCAAGUGUGGUGAGCUGCAAGCAGCGAUCUUGGAAAAUGUCCAAGGCAUUUUACACCGCCAAGGUGGCGAAGAAAGUUUCAUGUCAAAGCUUCUGCACAUUUUGCAAGAAGAAGUGCAGGAAUUUCUCUGGCAGGUGGACACCCUCAAGGCGGUGGACUACAAGCUAGCACAGGACAGAACGCGUGUGUUCUUGCGUGGGAUCCGGAGCAC
Molecule: messenger RNA, 3464 nt
Organism: Cladocopium goreaui
Lineage: Eukaryota; Dinophyceae; Suessiales; Symbiodiniaceae
Source: the annotation of a GenBank genome assembly